AUGAAAUAUCAAAGUAGAAAGGAAAACCAUGGGGAAAACAAGGAAAGUGGAGAUAAACAAUCCUCGUCAUUGAUCGACUCUUUAAGAGUUCAAAUUAGCAAAGUUUCAGCCUUGAAUAGAUUUCGGUUUAUUAAUGGUAAUAAAAAGCCAUUUGAAAGUGAAAAUGAGGUUCAAAUUGGUGAUAUUGCUGAUAAAAUUCGCAAUAAGAUCUCAAUAAAUAGGUUAAGUAAAAGUCCAGAGCUAGAUUCUAUAGAUGGAAACCAUUCUGAACAUAUUGGAGACUCAUAUUCACCAUUUAGGAAAAGAAAUAAAAACUCUGAAAGAUCUUUGCUGCAAGAUAAAAUGACAAAUUUUGCGCAAUCUAGAUCAGAACUUGAGAACCUUUUACUUUAUAACAUUAACAAGCUUCGUCGUGAACAAAUAAAGCUGAGAAAUUACCAAUUAAAUAAGAAUAAUACUCAAGAUGAGAAUGAGAUUUUAUUUCCAAAUAUUUACACACCACUUUCAUCUAUGAAAUUCAUGAAUAUCCAAGAGCUAUAUUUGUUUCUUUCAUUGUUUUACCAAAAUGGUCAGGCUGAGCAAACUUUAGCCAAUUUGAAUAAUCUUCAGAUUAUAUUUUUUACGCCUGAAAGUACUUCAACUUCAAAUUCCUCGACUAUUAUUACGGGAAGAUACACUAAAAUAUUAGAUGACGAAUAUUUGUUUUUAAACAAUGCAUCCGCUUCAAAAUUUAUUCUGAAUUCCACAAAUUUCAAAGAUUAUAGAAUCCGACAAUAUCCAGGAUUUUUCAACUGUGGUCUUCAUAUUCAUUAA
This is a messenger RNA of Cryptosporidium ubiquitum, 813 nucleotides long. RefSeq lists its product as uncharacterized. The record is from RefSeq and is a predicted model, not a curated record. Bases 1 to 813 code for a protein of 270 amino acids. NCBI's taxonomy places the organism in Eukaryota, Apicomplexa, Conoidasida, Eucoccidiorida, Cryptosporidiidae. The transcript is spliced from 2 exons.